AUGCGCCAACGCAGUAGCGCCGCCACCCACGCCGCCUCACUACAAACACCACCACGAGGCCAAGAGGACCGGGGAGAAGCUCACCACGACAGGAGCAGCAACACCGACGCCGAGCGGGAGGGAACCACCUCCACCGCCGUCGCGCGGGAGGCCCGCGCCUCCGGCACCGUCGCGGUAGCCGUCCGGACGCGGCAGCGGGGCAUGCCGGGCCACCCCUGGCCCAGCCAGGCCCGAAGCAGGCCUGUUAAGCCCCGCCGGCCGCGAUGCAGCAGGCCGGCGUCAGCGCCGCCGGCACCCAGCCACUCGUCGCUUCUCCCCUGCCUCCCAGAAGCCACGCCGGAGACCAUCCCCGCCGCCGGACCGCCCAGGCCCAGAUGGGGCCCGAAGGGCCCAGAUCUGGGUCGAGCAGACGACGCCAGAUCCCGCCGCCGCCCAACUGCUCGCCUGCAUGCACCACGGAACCCCGCCGGCACGCCAAACCACCGCCGCCUAAUAGCACCCCCCGGAGCAGCUCCGCCCGCGCCGGAGAGCGACCAGGAGGGGAAGAGCCAGGAGGCCGCCGCCACCAGCAGCCCCGGGGCUAAGCCGGCCGCGGGCGCCGGCGACGGCAGCGGGAAGGGAGGAGGGAGGGAAUUUGAAACGCAGGCUUCCUCUAGUUAUCGUAUUAGCUUCGGAGCCACGUAG
Aegilops tauschii subsp. strangulata is the source of this 684-nucleotide messenger RNA. Lineage: Eukaryota; Viridiplantae; Streptophyta; Magnoliopsida; Poales; Poaceae. The record is from RefSeq and is a predicted model, not a curated record.